Messenger RNA from Lichtheimia ornata, 1482 nucleotides. RefSeq lists its product as uncharacterized. Gene Ontology annotation, molecular function: aldehyde dehydrogenase (NAD+) activity. Bases 1 to 1482 code for a protein of 493 amino acids. Lineage: Eukaryota; Fungi; Mucoromycota; Mucoromycetes; Mucorales; Lichtheimiaceae. The record is from RefSeq and is a predicted model, not a curated record. The transcript has 7 exons.
AUGACUGCUGAAUUUGCUACUCACGCUACUACUCCCAAAGGCGACAAGAUCACCUUCAACACUGGUUUAUUUAUCAACAACGAAUUCGUCGCUGGUGACGAGACCAUUGAUAGCGUCAACCCCACCACUGGUGAAGUGAUUGCUGCUGUUCAAGCUGCUGGAGAAACUCAAGUCAAUGCUGCUGUGGAUGCUGCGGAAAAGGCAUUCCGUCAAGUAUGGAGCAAGACACCAGGCCGUGAUCGAGCAAAGCUUAUGUACAAGUUGGCUGAUCUUGUUGAUCAACAUUUGGAAGAAUUGGCCAAGCUCGAAACCCUUGAUAAUGGCAAAGGCAUUGCCUUUUCGCGUGGAUACGAUGUUCCCGAACUUGCAAAGUCGAUUCGUUACUUUGCUGGUUAUGCUGACAAGGUGCAUGGCAAGGUGAUGGAAACAGAAGGCAAAUUGUCAUACACGCGUCAUGAACCCAUUGGCGUAUGUGCAGCUAUCAUUCCUUGGAACUUUCCUCUUAUGAUGGUUGGCUGGAAGCUUGGUCCUGCUUUGUGUACUGGCAACACGAUUGUUAUCAAGACAUCCGAAAUCACACCCUUGUCGGCUCUCAAGCUUGCAGAGCUGGUGGUGGAAGCUGGCUUCCCUCCUGGUGUCGUCAACUUUAUCACAGGCUAUGGUCCUAUCGCUGGUGACAAGUUGGCACGUCAUCCAAAGGUCGGCAAGGUUGCAUUCACUGGAAGCACAGCUGUGGGUCGUAUGGUAAUGAAGGCUGCUGCCGAAUCCAACCUCAAAAAGGUCACCUUGGAACUUGGUGGCAAAUCCCCCAACAUUAUCUUUGAUGAUGCCGAUCUCGACCAAGCUGUUGCAUGGGCACACAAGGGUAUCUUUUUCAACCAUGGCCAAUGCUGCUGUGCUGGAUCUCGUGUUUAUGUCCAAGAGGGCAUCUAUGACAAGUUCCUUCAACGCUUCAAGGAGUACACUAGCCAAACCAAGGUGGGCGAUCCAUUUGCAGAAGACACCUUCCAAGGACCACAAGUAUCCAAGGUUCAAUUUGAUCGUAUCAUGAACUACAUUGAACAAGGCAAAAAGGAAGGAGCUACUUGCUUCAUGGGUGGCAAUCGCCUUGGUGAUAAGGGUUAUUUCAUCGAACCCACUGUUUUCACUGAUGUCAAGGAGGAUAUGGUUGUCGUGAAGGAUGAAAUCUUUGGCCCUGUUGUGGUUGUUUCCAAGUUCAAGACCAUUGACGAAGUCGUUGAGAAGGCUAACAACAGCACCUAUGGUCUUGCUGCUGCCGUUUUCACUAGCAACAUCACCACUUCCAUUAGCGUUGCCAAUCAACUCGAGGCUGGUACUGUGUGGAUUAACUGCUACAACGAGUUGGAUUACAAUACGCCAUUUGGUGGUUACAAGCAAAGUGGUAUCGGUCGUGAGAAUGGCGAAUAUGCCUUGGAUAACUACUAUCAGGUCAAGGCAGUCAAGAUCAAUGUUGGCUUGUAA